Molecule: messenger RNA, 1434 nt
Organism: Musa acuminata AAA Group (dessert banana)
Lineage: Eukaryota; Viridiplantae; Streptophyta; Magnoliopsida; Zingiberales; Musaceae
Product: rRNA 2'-O-methyltransferase fibrillarin 2
Exons: 7
Coding region: 154-1086 (310 amino acids)
Biological process (GO): box C/D sno(s)RNA 3'-end processing; rRNA methylation
Cellular component (GO): nucleolus; box C/D methylation guide snoRNP complex; small-subunit processome
Molecular function (GO): rRNA methyltransferase activity; RNA binding; histone H2AQ104 methyltransferase activity
Source: RefSeq, a predicted model, not a curated record
UUCGAUUUAUACCGAAAUGUGCGGGUCAUUUCCGUCACUGCAAUAUCGGCAAACCCUAAACCCUAGCUUUCUUUCUCUAUAAGUAAACUCAGCGUUCGACUCCUUGAGGUCUCUGCCGCCCCUCUUGCCCCACCAGAAACCCUAGGCGCCGACAUGAGACCUCCACGAGGCGGUGGCUUCAGGGGACGGAGCGAUGGAGGUGGGGGGAGAGGCAGGGGAAGAGGAAGCGGAGGUAGAGGCGGUGGUUUUGAAGGCCGGGGUGGCGGCAGGGGCCGCGGGGGAGGCGCGGGAGGCCGUGGAGGUAGGGGAGGGAGGGGCCGUGGCGGAGGCCGAGGUGGGGGCAUGAAGGGCGGGAGCAGGGUCGUCGUCCAGCCACACAGGCACGACGGGGUUUUCGUCGCCAAGGGCAAGGAAGAUGCUCUCUGCACGAAGAACAUGGUCCCCGGUGAAGCCGUAUAUGGCGAGAAGCGCGUUUCUGUUCAGAAUGAGGAUGGAUCCAAAGUCGAAUACCGGGUGUGGAAUCCUUUCCGCUCAAAGCUGGCAGCUGCCAUUCUUGGAGGUGUCGACAAUAUAUGGAUUGCUCCUGGGACUCGUGUGUUGUACCUUGGUGCUGCAUCAGGAACCACAGUGUCUCAUGUGUCUGAUAUUGUUGGACCGACAGGAGUGGUCUAUGCUGUUGAAUUUUCACAUAGGAGUGGUAGAGAUCUUGUGAAUAUGGCUAAAAAGCGAACCAAUGUAAUUCCCAUAAUAGAAGAUGCUAGGCAUCCUGCUAGAUACAGGAUGUUGGUUGGAAUGGUUGAUGUCAUCUUUUCGGAUGUUGCACAACCUGAUCAGGCAAGAAUCUUGGCUUUGAAUGCUUCAUAUUUCUUGAAGAAUGGUGGCCACUUUGUAAUCUCAAUUAAGGCAAAUUGCAUCGACUCCACGGUACCUGCUGAGGCUGUUUUUGCUCAAGAAGUGAAGAAGCUGCAGGCGGAUCAGUUCAAACCUUCAGAGCAAGUCACACUAGAACCCUUUGAGCGGGACCAUGCCUGUGUUGUUGGUGGCUAUCGGAUGCCAAAGAAACAGAAAGUAGCUACCGAAAGCUGAUGACUGCGAGUUCAUCCACUUGAAUUCGCAGCUUAUUACUUAGGCUAGCUUGUGUUCUUUCUGAUGAUACAAGCUGUCGACCUUUGGAUGGUAGGCACUUGGUUACUUAUGGGAAGACAUUUAUCGAUCUUUUCUUUUACUGCAUUAGACUUAUAUUUCUGUAAGAUUCAGUGGGUGGUAGUGUUGGACGACUGCAAGCUUGGUAAAACUGCAUUGAAUGUGCCAGAUGUAUUUGAACCCGAACAUGGUAUGAGAUUUAUGUUCGCACCUUUUUUUGUUUUGAUGGUCUUGUCGCCAUGUAUCAUCCAACAGUGUUAAGCAGCUAUACAACAUUCGAUGCUUAUUUUA